Molecule: messenger RNA, 1596 nt
Organism: Frankliniella occidentalis (western flower thrips)
Lineage: Eukaryota; Metazoa; Arthropoda; Insecta; Thysanoptera; Thripidae
Product: methylthioribose-1-phosphate isomerase
Exons: 6
Coding region: 131-1216 (361 amino acids)
Molecular function (GO): S-methyl-5-thioribose-1-phosphate isomerase activity
Source: RefSeq, a predicted model, not a curated record
CCCUUCUCCUCUGCACGUGUUUACAGUCCGCCACAGCCUCCGCUGCCACCGCCGCACCGCGCCGGCUCGCGACCACUUGUGACUGCAGACGCCGCGACGGCCGCACGUCUAGCUAUAUCUCGUCAUUACAAUGACUCUCCAGGCAAUUAAGUACGAGUUGGGGAAGCUGGAGAUUUUAGAUCAGCUGCUCUUGCCUCGCGAAUCUCUUUACGUACGCGUCAGUCGCGUGAAGGACGGAUGGGAAGUGAUACACAAUAUGCAGGUACGAGGAGCUCCUGCAAUUGCCAUUGUUGGUUGCCUUAGUCUUGCAGUUGAGCUCCAGGGAAUGGUUUAUGAUGACAAAAGCCGACUGCGACAAGAUAUUGAGGGCAAAUUGAACUACUUGUGCUCUGCUAGACCGACAGCUGUCAAUAUGAAAAUAGCAGCAGAGGAGUUAACAGCUGAAACAAACAAAUUAUUCAGUGAUGAGUCUGUUAUCGAUGCUGAAGACAUGAAAAAAAGAAUAAUUAAAAGUAUAGAAUCUAUGUUGGAAAAAGAUAUCAGUGAUAACCGUGCGAUUGGUGGUCAUGGAGCUCAAGCCUUGCUGUCUCACGUUAAAAGUGUGUCUAAUUCAAAAGUCCGAGUUCUGACCCAUUGUAACACAGGCUCCCUUGCAACUGCUGGCUAUGGAACUGCCCUUGGUGUCAUUCGUUCAUUGUUUGCUUUGGGAAAAUUGGAAAAAGCAUACUGCACAGAGACAAGACCCUACAAUCAGGGAGCUCGACUCACAGCUUAUGAACUUGUCCAUGAAAAAAUACCUGCCACAAUGGUGUGUGAUAGUGCAGUAUCCGCUCUCAUGAAAUCAAAAACUAUUAAUGGUGUAGUUGUCGGAGCUGAUCGAAUCGCAGCAAAUGGAGACACAGCAAACAAAAUAGGAACAUACCAGAUUGCUGUUCUUGCUAAGUAUCACGGUGUUCCAUUUUUUGUUGCUGCACCUCUCACUUCAAUUGAUUUGGAUACCCCUAACGGUGACCGCAUUGUUAUUGAAGAGAGACCUGCAAUGGAAAUGACGCAUGUUGGAGGGCAACAGAUUGCUGCAUCUGGCAUUAACUGUUGGAAUCCAGCAUUCGAUGUUACUCCUGCAGAUCUCAUAACUGGUAUCAUAACAGAACAUGGAGCUUUUUCUCCCUCUGAACUUGCAGCAAAAAUUGCUCCUCUAAAAUCAAAACCGUCGUAGUUUCUUUGAGGUAUUGAAUACCGUUGUCCAAAAUAAUACUCAGUCUGAACCUGAAGAAAUUUUAAUGACUGAAGUAAGAAAGGUUUUAUAAUAAUGAACAACCACUAUCAGCUUGGUUGUAAAACUGUAUAUUUUUUAUUAUUUUUAUUAUCAGUGUUACAAAAAUAUUCUAGACUUCUCCACUUUUAAUGAACAUUUAUAAAGCAAUUAAUUUAACCUGCACAUACAGAUGAAAUGAAAGAAAACCUGUACAAGUAAUAUUUGCUUGAAAGUUGUGCUCUAUUUGCGAUAUGGUUUCUUUUCUUUAGAGGCCUGAUUUAUAUUUUAUAACGCUUAUACUGUUCCUUGCACAAUUUUCCUCUAAUAAAAUAUGUACAACA